AUGGCUAGUCCAAUUCUAGCUGGAAAGUUAGAAGCUGAGAUAAAGAUUAAGUCUGAUCCUGAUGAGUUCUUCCACAGCUUUGGUGACAAACCACAUCAUAUAUCCGAUAUGAGCCCUUCACUUGUUCAAGGUGUUGAAUUGCAUGAUGGUGAUUGGGGAAGUGUAGGAGCCAUGCAAGUGUGGAAGUAUACCCACGGUAAAAAUUUGGAUUUAAUUUCGUCAUUAUUUCCAUUGAUGAGGAAAAGUAGUUGGCAUAGUUUUAAGGUAAUUGAAGGAGAUGUGAUGGAGUUAUAUAGUAAGACCUUCAUCGCAACUGUUCAUGUGGUGGUGCGACCUGGAGCUCGGUAUCCACGCAAGGAAGUUAAAAAAUUUAAAACAAUCCCAGGUAAAGCCCAUGAGAGUGAAGGAUUUGGACUUUUUGGGAAGAUCUCUGAAGAAAUGAGUCUAACUGGUAAACAGGUUUUCCAAAUCGAAAUUAAGUCCAGUGGAGAUGUGUUUCAUGAGCUCUUCAAAAACAAACCACAUGAAAUGUCCUCCAUAAGCCCUGAUAUCGUUCAUGGUUGUGAGCUGCAUCAUGGUGAUUGGGGAACAGUAGGAUCUAUCAUCUUCUGGACAUAUACUCACGAUGGACAAAAGAAGGUGGCGAAGGAGAUAAUUGAGUCUAUAGAUAAGGAAAAGAAGUCAGUCACAUUUAAGGUGAUUAAAGGAGACCUGUUGAAGUUGUACAAGAGCUUCACCUUUAUUGUUCAGGUUGAAAAUCAUGGCCAAAACAACUUGGUUACAUGGACCCUCCAGUACGAGAAAUUGAAUCAGAGCGUCCCUGAUCCAACAACUAUAGUAGACCUUGCCACCAAACUCACAAAGGAUAUUGAGACUCACCAUCUCAAAUGA
Molecule: messenger RNA, 891 nt
Organism: Coffea eugenioides
Lineage: Eukaryota; Viridiplantae; Streptophyta; Magnoliopsida; Gentianales; Rubiaceae
Product: kirola-like
Exons: 7
Coding region: 1-891 (296 amino acids)
Biological process (GO): defense response
Source: RefSeq, a predicted model, not a curated record